Mesorhabditis belari is the source of this 1494-nucleotide messenger RNA. The record is from the annotation of a GenBank genome assembly. NCBI's taxonomy places the organism in Eukaryota, Metazoa, Nematoda, Chromadorea, Rhabditida, Rhabditidae.
AUGGAGCCCACCAUUUUGGUCACUCCAUCGACUCCUUUCGAUUUGGAAGCAAGAAAUAAAUCCCCAAUACCAAAAAUGAACCUCGAUGUUGAUAUGAAUGAGUCAAGAAGGGAAUCAGUUAGCUCAUUCACAUCAGAACGAUCACGGUCAAAGUCGCGAUCGAAUUGCUCUGCGUAUUCGGCGUCGGUAGAGAGUGGCCUUGAAACAGCAAAGAAACAAAACGGGGCGUAUCUAUUUGGACCAAUGAAAUGGUUGAGUGAAACAGCUGGUCAACUCUUCGAUAAAAGAGAAUCAAUUGACUUCUCGAAUACCUACACACAAGAACUCUUGAAACCUCUAUUCGUUUAUAUGAGCGCCCUUGGAUUGGAUCAUACCUUCAGCUUAAAUCAUUCGAUUUUUCACAAGCUCUACAAUGUGGCCGUGUUUUUACUCUUGAUAGCCUCAACGUUACGAAAGUUCACUCAAAUCGGUGAUCGAGGAGCUCAGCAAAAAGAAAUCGCACUUAAAGAUGCAAUGUUUGAUCCCUCGGUUGUGAUGACGCUUUGCCAUUGUCUUUUCAUGUUCAGUGGUUGUUCGGCGGCUUUCAUGCUACUUCUAUUUCAACAAAGGCGACGAAGAGUUUAUGAAGUUUUAGACCAAGGAAUCGGGAAAGGAAAAGCAAAAGAAGAGGAUGCUCACUUGCUAAAUAUCAAUAAAGCCUUGGUGAUCUUGUCUGGUGUUUUCUCAUCAAUAAUGGCAGCGAUGCAUUUUUUCACCAAAACUGGAGUUCUCGAAUUACCCCAAUCACCUCCACUCAUCACCAACGAUUUACCCUUCAUCAUUAUGGAGACUUAUAUAAUUUUCGUGACUCAAAGCUCAAUUCUGAUGUUGGCCUCAUUAUUCAGUCAGUUGUGCCUCAUUUUGUGUUCAAGCAUUCGCCGACUUUGCGCUGAGAUGUUACCCGUUCACGAAGAAUGUCCAACCACUGAGCAAUCGUUGAAACAAAUCCAUGACGUACAAAUUCAUUAUCAGGAGUUGUACAACGCUAAAGCAUUAAUCGAGGAAAAUUUCUCAUUUGCAAUUUUUUUCACAUAUGGUUGUUGCAUUCCGAUGAUUUGUUUUCUCAGUUACAUUUUGUUAAAGAAUUCACAUUUGAGUGAUACGACUGAAACAGUCUCUUUAUUAAUGUGGGUGUUCAACACAAUCACUGUACUGCUUUUCUUCAGCAUUCCUGCCUUUAUGGUUCAAGAGGAGGGUGAGAAGAUUUUGAGCUCUUGUUUCCGUAUGUAUCAUGAAACUCUUUGCGAAGAUCGAGAUCUGUUAGUGAUGUCUCAAAUGCAAUUCCUUUCUAUUCAAAUGCACACAUCGCGCAUCCAGUUAACAGCUGGAAAUUUCUUCGUAAUGACGAGGAAAAUCUUGCUAACGCUAAUUUCCGCGAUUUUCACUUAUUUCCUUAUCAUCGUGCAAUUUGAGUCGGAAUCAAAAGCGAACAAUCCAAAGCCACCAGCUAAAGGA